Messenger RNA from Strongylocentrotus purpuratus (purple sea urchin), 2289 nucleotides. RefSeq lists its product as uncharacterized. The coding region runs from base 1020 to 2234 and encodes 404 amino acids. Gene Ontology annotation, biological process: protein ubiquitination. The transcript is spliced from 4 exons. NCBI's taxonomy places the organism in Eukaryota, Metazoa, Echinodermata, Echinoidea, Camarodonta, Strongylocentrotidae. The record is from RefSeq and is a predicted model, not a curated record. Gene Ontology annotation, molecular function: zinc ion binding; ubiquitin-protein transferase activity.
UAUACAUUACAUAGCGAUACAUAGCCUCAGUUUGUAAGUCCAAUGUUAUGGUUGGAAUGAGCUUCCAUUUGAUACGUCAAGCAGUAGGGGCGCAUUUCUUACACUCCGUGUCUUAUCGCAACUCAAUCGAGCAGUCUAAUAUUGUCUUUCAAGAAAAUAAAAAUUGUCUUUUGACCUCAUUAAUGUUGUGGAGAGAACGAAAUUGAAAGUAAUCUAGUAACCUAACGCGGACGUUACUCACUAGCCGACUUAUCGUGUUGUGGUACAAAAUUGUUUAAGAGUUUACGGUUGUGUUACCAUUGCUCUAGUGGCCUAUAAUUUAGCUGUGAAUUAACAGUAACAACUAGGUCUUGUCUCAAAUAUGUUAACAACGCCAUCCGAAUGUCCCUCAUCCGCGUCGUCUAAUUAUGAGACCUUCCUGAUUAGGGAAAUUUCAUUUCCUAGUUACACUGAAAAGAGCGUGCUGAUUGUAUUCGUGUUUUAUGGAAGUUAAAACAACACAUAAGGCCGUUAAAAAAAAAACGCAAUUUUUCUGGCUGGUGUAUAUAAUACUAAAAAGCGAAAGAAGUGGUAAGUGUCGCAUUUGUACCACCAGCUUCCACAAUAAUUAUCAGACAUAACAAUCUCGGACUGAAACAGGUGUUUCGCAAAAUCAGCGCGAGUCGAGGAAUUCUAUUGGAGUCGCCAUCUUUGCCAGGGAAAGAUCGCGGGAGUGUCACGGCGGACUGAUUAUAAUACACAAGGACGUCGUCUGCUACGACAGAAAGUUGGACAGCGCGUUGACAUUGUUUCAUUGAAGUUAGAUCAGUCAGUUUCGCGCCCCUCUUAUCUGUACCAUUCUCAAUCCUGUAUGUGAAUUAUACAAAGUUGUCGUUGUAUUUGAGGAAUCGAUGUUUACACUUGACUUGGACAAUCUGCUCCAAGUUAGAGAAUUCGUUGUUUUGCUAUUGUUCAGACCAGUGGAAUUUAUUUGUUUACUAUUGACGCCUUGACGGAAAGGUUUGUGAAAUUUGUCUACGAUGGCGACGUUAAAGGAAGUGGCCUUGCGCUACUCUCCCUUAGCAAAUGAACAAGACAGCGAGAUCGGAGAGUCAGGCGAAGUCAACACGGACAACGAGAUUGUGGAAAACAAAGGAAAAGCGAUGUCGACUGAAUCGAUUGCAAGGAGUUCAAACUACAUAAGCAUCGGCCUGCAGGCAUGUGCAGCUGAUAUCACACGGAACAUUUUAGAGGCAAACUCUGUUACAUCGUUACCUUUAAGUCCCCUUGAUUCAACAGCCGUCAAAACUUCGGCAUUUUCCGGAACAAAUCGGAAACUCUCUCUCAAUGACUGUUCGAGCAAACUAUUCGACUCGCCACCCCGAAAAACUUCGGUUCCCUUCGCAAGUGAUCGGAAAUUUUCCCUCCACGACAUCUCUGGUCCUAUUAAAGCUUCUUCUUCUUCCCGAAAAACUUCGCUAUCACUCGGCCUUGAUCGCAAGAUUUCGCUUGGAGACUGCAAUAAUCAUUUCGUCACUACAUCUCGGAAAACAUCGGUAUCCGUCGAUACGGAUCGGAAGAUUUCGUUGAACGAUAGCAUAAGCUCGGUAUCCUGUCGAAUUUGUCUCGAUGGAGAAAUUCCUGGAGAACAGCUUUUUAAUCCAUGUCUAUGUACAGGUAGCGCUAGUCACGUGCACAUCACGUGUUUGAAGAAGUGGUUGAUGACGUCAGGAAGUAGUGUUUGUGAGCUGUGUCUGUACGAGUUGGAUGUCGGUUGGAAGACGACAUCGAUGUGGAAGGCCCUAAAGGAGCUUUCAAAUGUACGAAUGACCAAUCGUAAGAUCUGUUGGGCUUUACUAGUCUCCAUCGCAGCCCUCACACUACCUCUCUUUUGUAUCUGUGUAUUCGUGUUGGAUGAUGAGGAUCUAAGACUACAACUCAGUAAACCAGCCAGUAUGGCCGUAUCAUAUGGUGUGAUCUUAAUAUCGUGUGCGGCCUACCUCACCCUCCUCUUCAUGGUCGCCUACCUCACGUGGAAGUGGGACUUCUGCCCGAGCACGACGCGAUGUCAUUUUCCAACCGAGAUCGAGAUCCGCGUCGAAAGCCUGGAGGAGAGGUUGAAACGAGGGCGAACACGGCGGAACGGUUACUAUAGAAACACCACGCCCAUACUGAGCCAUGAAGAGAACGAUGGGGAUAGUCGAAAUUACGGUGUGAUGGACCAAUACUGGAUGAACGGAGCAGGCUAUAUCUAAUCGAUCGGUUCCAUUUUAAAUAGAGCUAAUGUCCCGGAUGCCCCCCCCCCCACCC